AUGCUUGUUGCGCCGGCGCCUGCGGUGUAUGUGGGGGCGCUGGCGACAUUAUUUGUGGAGGUUGAGGUGUCUGUUGUGGUGGCAUUUUUGUCCCACUCGGUUUCUCGUCCAACGAUUCCUCAGCUAUCGACGAAGCCGAUGGUGAUGGAAUCGGCUGCGACGAUGAUGAGGGUGUCGUCGGAUUCCCAUUCGGUCCUUCUUUCGUUGGUGGAACUCCAGCUCGAGCCGCCGCCUGAGCUUGUUGUUGUUGUGCUGCCCAUUCGGUCGGUGUUGGUCCGGGUGGCAUUCGUACCAUGUCACCUGGUCCCAUCAUUGGCGGUCUCAUCAUUUGUGGUGGAUAACCAUAAGCUCCCGCAGGUGGAGGAUAUCCAUAUGCGUGUGGCGGUGGUGGAGGAUAUCCGGGAUGAUGACGGGGUGGCAUGCCGUAUGGAGGAUAUCCAGGCGGAUAACCGGGUGGCAUCUGAUGUUCUGCUCCAGGCGGUGGAGGCCUCCAAUCCAUUGGAGGCAUUCCGGGAUGUGGGGGAUGAUGUCCUGGAGGGGGUGCAAAACUGUUCGGCGGCACAUUCGGAGGAUGUUGUGGUGGUUGAGGAUGAUGAGGUUGUGGCGGUUGCUGCUGCUGUUGUGGCGGAUGUUGGUGUUGUUGGGGUGGAGGUACGAUUUGAGGUUGAGGAGGAGUGGGUGGCGGAGCAUUUGAUACAGAUGCAGGAGCCGAUUCAUCUUUUUUGGGACCUCCACCUCCAUGCGCUACUUCAGCUACCGAAGCAGCGUAUUUGUCAGCAUCUUCACCCUGAAAAUAUCAAGUUGGGGUUACUGUAG
This is a messenger RNA of Caenorhabditis remanei, 816 nucleotides long. RefSeq lists its product as uncharacterized. The transcript has a single exon. The record is from RefSeq and is a predicted model, not a curated record. Bases 1 to 816 code for a protein of 271 amino acids. Lineage: Eukaryota; Metazoa; Nematoda; Chromadorea; Rhabditida; Rhabditidae.